Molecule: messenger RNA, 405 nt
Organism: Salvia splendens (bonfire salvia)
Lineage: Eukaryota; Viridiplantae; Streptophyta; Magnoliopsida; Lamiales; Lamiaceae
Product: glycine-rich protein 23-like
Exons: 1
Coding region: 1-405 (134 amino acids)
Source: RefSeq, a predicted model, not a curated record
AUGCCCCCAUCUUCAAUAUGUCGAUGGGGCAUCUGUCCAUUGGCGGGGGUGGGCUCGGGACUGGGCAGGGAAAGGGCGGUGGGGGUGGGCCUUGUUUCCGGCCAGGGGAAUGGGGGUGGGCUUAUGGGGGUUGGUGGUGGACAUGUGGCCGUGGGGGGCGGGCUUAUGGGGGUUGCGGGUGGGCAUCCAGUUUUGUCUGCGCACACGGUCCCCUCCACUGGAUUUGUCACGGGCACAUUGGGUUGUGCGGUGGGGGGGUUGGAGUUCAUGGGUGAGGGUGGUGGAGGUGACGGAGACGGAGACGGAGAUGAGGAAGAGGAGGAGAAGGAGAGUAGUGAUCAUGGAGGAAGUCAUAGACGAUUGGAAGGAAUACAAAGAAAUGAAAUAAGAAAUGGAGGUUUAUAA